AUGUUCAAGUUGGUCUUCAUCGCUUUGAUCCUGGGCUACGGUAAGUGCUUUGGUGCAGUUAAGUUGGGGCUGUUUGGCAUGCAAUUCGUCUUUUCAUUGAUACAAGACUCAGCCCAGCCCAAAAUAGUUCUUUGGAAAUGCAAUGAAUUCAGUUUCUUGUCUCUGGUGAAGUAGCCUCUCUCUCCAAGAUGAGCUUCGUCGUGGUACAAGAGCAUACAAAUUUGCACAAAAUGAACAUAACUUUGGAACUCCCUACCUAUUGAUAUCAGGGAACAGCUUUCACUGUACUCUUUUCGGCGCUGGCUGAAAAUGUUUUGCUUAGGCAAACCUACCGAGACAUGUAGACCGUUGACACCUGCUUAAUCUGGUCUUUAGCUUAUCAUUGGUUUUAAUUAUGAUUUUUUGACAGUUUAAAAUGGUUCUGCUUUUUAAACGGUGAUUUCAUUUUUAUUCUUUUUGUAAGCUCCUUUGAGGUUGUUGUUGUUUACAAUCAAGCAAUAUAUAAAUUCAGAAAUAAAUGAAAUAAAUAGCCUCUGGUAGCUUUUUUUUAAAGGAUGCUUCUGCCAAAAAGCCAUGAACAGAUUCAUUAAACCAAUAAUGGACAAAACCAGUGUGUCCAGCUCUGGCUCCCUUGUGGUACCCAAGAUGCUCAUCUCAGUCUCUGUCUCUCUCCUCCCUCUCCCUAAUUUUCCCUUUCAUCAUCCCCACACCUGCUAUCUUCUUCCAGCCCACGGCUGUGGCAAAUCUGCUUAUCCACCCAACAUUUCCCGUGUUGUCGGAGGUGAGGACGCCAGACCCCAUAGCUGGCCUUGGCAGGUAAAUCCGCAAUGUUUUUCCCCCACGUGUGGUGCAAGCGUCAUGUUUGCUUUUUAGGAGGGGAGAAAUGGCCCAGUGUCAUCCUGCGGAACAUCUCGCCACCAGAAGUGGUAGAAGCGGCUGCAGGUUCUGAAGUUCUCAGGCCCAGCCAUGGACAGGAAGAUUAUCACGGCCUGUUAGCAGAGUGGAUGAUCCAGCACUGUGCUGGAUCUAUAUACUGAAGGGGAGAAAUGGUUUGUCAGCUGUUGCCACUGCCUCCCAUCUCCAGCUUUGGAGGAGAGACAGUCACUACCUCUCAGCCCAACCUACCUCGCAGGGUUGGUGUGUGGAUGAAAUGGGGAAGGCUGCAGAACCAGGCAUGCUGCCUUGAAUUACUGGGGGGAAAGGUGGGGAUAUAAAUGCAGUGAAUUGAUAUAUAAGAAAUGUCAAGGUGUGGGGCCAGUAUUGUGGCAAAGAUACCGGGUCGACACAUCAAAAUAUUUGUUCUUGACCCGUACAGCUAACAGCCAUCUGCCUUGGGGGGGUUUGCUUUUCAGGUCUCCCUCCAGUACGACAAGAACGGCGUCUGGGCUCACACAUGUGGCGGAACCCUGAUUGAGUCCAACUGGGUCUUGACAGCUGCUCAUUGCAUCAGGUAAGCAGCACCCCACCAACAGCAAGGAUACUGCAGAAACCCAUCAGGCUGCAAUGGUCCUGAGGUUGCAAUGGAGCGGUCACCUAGCAAUACUGGAACACCCACACUUAGGGUUGCCAUAUUCCCAAAAGUGAAAAUCUGGACAAAGUUGUUGAGCAUUUUUGGGGAGGGAUCUCCCCCUCCCCAUUUAAGUUUUUGGACUUUUUUUGGUGGGGGGGUUAUAAAAGCAUUUAAAAAAAAAACAAAAAAAACUGCCCUACUUGCCACAUGUACAGGUUUUCCCAGACAUUUUGCCGAUUCAGCAAAAACCCACCUGAACAACUUUUUGCAGCCUGAUUCCCGGAUGUGUCCAGGAAAACACGGACAUAUGGCAGCUCUACCCACGCUACCAUUCAAAUUUCCUUGUUUCACAUCAAUGUGUUCCACUGAACCCUGAGCCGAACCUUUUAGACUUUAAAAAAAAAAAAAUGCAAAAUGGGCAAGCCAACUGCAGGAGGUCACUUUUUUGUGACAUAAUUUCAGAACUUGUUCAGAAUGGCCACAGGAUUUUUCUGGAUGGAAGGAGUCUAUAAGGUCCCUCUGUUCAUGCUGAAAAAAAUACCAAGAAAAUCAUGCUGCACUCUCAGGUCAAGAGCGUUUUGUUUGACAUGUCCGAUAGAACCAAAAGCGGUUCAUUCAUAGCUCAUCACUGCUAAUGAGAAUUUUGCAAAUAUGGGGUUGGAGAUCUGGGAUAGCUCACUCGGUCAAACAUGGGGCUCUUAAUCUCAGAGUCAUGGGUUCAAAAGGGGUGAUACACACAAUCAAAUGUCUUUCAAUAAAAUGUUGGUUUUAUUUAUUUCAUAAAAAUUUAUACACUCCAUGAUUGUAAAAAACAAACAAAAAGCCAACAACCUUCAAAGCAGUUUACAAAGGGGGAGGGGGACAAUAAAAUUUUGAUUAAAAACAAUGAUUUAAAACAUUCAUAAAAUUUAAAUUAAUUAUAAACUAGAUGCGGGUGGUGCUGUGGGUUAAACCACAGAGCCUAGGACUUGCCGAUCAGAAGGUCUGUGGUUCGAAUCCCCACGACGGGGUGAGCUCCCGUUGCUUGGUCCCUGCUCCUGCCAACCUAGCAGUUCAAAAGCACGUCAAAGUGCAAGUAGAUAAAUAGGUACCGCUCCAACGGGAAGGUAAACAGUGUUUCUGUCCGCUGCUCUGGUUUGCCAGAAGUAGCUUAGUCAUGCUGGCCACAUGAUCCGGAAGCUGUAAGCCGGCUCCCUCAGCCAAUAAAGCGAGAUGAGCGCCGCAACCCCAGAGUCGGUCACGACUGGACCUGAUGGUCAGGGGUCCUUUUACCUUUACCUAAAAACAGAUUAAAGCACACACCAACAUUCUUCAUCGCUGGGUAGGCUUGUCUCAGCAAAAAUGUUUUAAGCAGGUGCUGGGAAGAGUACAGCAAAGGAACAUGCCUGGUGUCAAUAGGCAGGGAGUUCCACAGUGUAGGUGCUGCCACACUAAAAGAUUGAUCAGGUGGAACAGAUAUUAUGUGGUGCUUGUAACCGUGCCAGUUCCGUGGAUCAAAGCAGUCAACUGGGUAAUAAAGGCAUUUUGCAGGUAAGCUAGUCCUAAGCUGCUAACACCUUGCACUUGGCCCAUUAAUAACACACAGACACACACCCUGCCAAAAGACCCUGCUCAUUUCUAGGAAGACAAAAUACUCAAUGUACAAAGGAAGGAAGCUUUUGGGAAGGCAUCAAAGAAUCUGCAUUUCAUUUGAUAUUCAUACACACACAACAUCACUGCCUGUUCCUUAUGUCUGUAGCUCCAGUCGGACUUACCGCGUCCUUUUGGGCAAACAAAACCUGGAAGUAGAGGAGGCCGGCUCUGUGGCUGUUGGUGUGGAAAAGUUGAUCGUCCACGAGAAGUGGAACUCCUUCUUGGUCAUGUAAGUUGACGUGGGAUCCAGAAAGUCAGGCAACAGCUGCCCAAGUCCUGAUCCUGCCAAAAUAAUUCCUGCUGGUAUCUGGUUUUGCUAGUGAGAGAAAUCACAUAGGAACUUGAGUGUGUUGCUGUUGUUUUGGGGGGGUGUCUGCUUACGGGAUGACCUAUUAAAUUGGUUUGCCAUUGCUGACAGGCAAAUUACCAGCACUGCCUUAAGACAUACGAUGAUGGCUGUGUUGGGAAUAUUCCAUUCCACCUUAAGGAGUAGACAUGGAACUGUUGCGUGUCACAUGUCUGUUUACAUUCCAGCACAGCUUGCUGGGAACUUCUGUUGUGUGUACAGCUUUUGCUUUUCUCUGUCUCUCUGAGAAGCCGAGAGAGAGAGAGAGAGAGAGAGAGAGAGAGAGAGAGAGGACAUGUUUCUUUCUUUGUCCUGGUUUAUGAUUAAUAAAUCCGUAGUUGUAGUAUGCUUCCACAAGCCUCACGCCUAUUUUGUGUGCGCAGUUUGCUGGGCUGAUAUAGUGUGCCCUGGAUUUGAAGCCUGGGUCGCUGAUUUACGUUGGAGCAGAGGCCGAUGGGUCUUCGCAGUGGGACGGCUGGAAGGAGACGACCCAGCUGGGGCUAGCCAGCUGGCCUUGCGACCCUCUGCAUGCCGACAGGCUGCUGGCUUAGAAAACUUGAAAAGUGGAUUUAACAAAUGCAGGCAGUGUUGCAGAAAUGGCGUGCCUUUUCUCCUGAUGGGAUGCGGGUGGCGCUGUGGGUUAAACCACAGAGCCUAGGACUUGCCGAUCAGAAGAUCUGCGGUUCAAAUCCCCGCAACGGAGUGAGCUCCCGUUGCUCAGUCCCAGCUCCUGCCAACCUAGCAGUUCAAAAGCACGUCAAAGUGCAAGUAAAUAAAUAGGGACCGCUCCGGGGGGAAGGUAAACGGCGAUUCCGUGCGCUGCUCUGGUUCGCCAGAAGCGGCUUAGUCAUGCUGGCCACAUGAUCCAGAAGCUGUACGCUGGCUCCCAAGGCCAGUAAAGCGAGAUGAGUGCCGCAACCCCAGAGUCGGCCACAACUGGACCUAAUGGUCAGGGGCCCUUUACCUUUCUCCUGACAAGAAUUGCAUUUCCUGUGGGUAUUCUGCUGCAGGGGUGCAUACGCUCAUGUCAGGUGGUACCAGUCAUUUCUCUCUUCCACCCCUUUUCUCUCUCUUUUUGCCACCCUUCCCUGUCCUUUUUCCUGACACCCCCUUCUCUCUCUCUCUUCUUCUGUCUCUCAAUCUCUCGUUCUCUCUCUCUCCCCCCCCCCCCAUCAUUCAGCAAGCUGCCAGGGGAAGGACAGAUUUCACCCUCUUGGGUUGAUGGCAGUUGCAGUCCGAACAUCUGGAGGGCAUGAGGUUGGGGAAGGCUGGAGAAUAUUAAGUUUGACUCCUCUGGGUGAAAAGCUGCUUUCGAAAAUGAAAACAUAAACCUCUGUGCCCUCUUGGCUUCACUUUUCAGCAAUGACAUUGCCCUCCUCAAACUGGCUGAGCAUGUGCAGUUCAGUGACACGAUCCAGGCCUCUUGCCUCCCUGCCGCAGACGCUGUGCUAGCCCAGGAUUACCCCUGCUACAUCACUGGAUGGGGACGACUCUGGAGUAAGUUGGGUGCUCCCUGUCCUGGGCAUGAGCAUUCUGGAAACAGCUGGACAAAAACCUUAGGGGUUGCAUCCAAUGCCAGUCCUACUGAGAGUAGACCUAUUGAAGUUCAUUCACUUCAUUGGGUCUACUCUGAGUACAACUUCAGUUGGAUACAAGGUACCAAAGCUCCCCCAGAACUUCUCGAAGGAUUCUUCUCUGUACACUAAGAAGGAGGCUCGCUUUUUGCAGUUCAGUGUCUGUGUUGUCUGCCUUUAAGAAGAUGGGAGGAAUCUGUCAAUUUGAGAUUCUCUCAGUUUCUCAUUUUUACAGUCUUAAGUUCAGUGUUCCACAUUUCCGCAUCAGUUUGCAAAUUUCUUUUUUUAAAAAUACCUAUGGAAAACCAUCAGCAUUUUAGAGUGAAUUUAUCUUAAGACACACAUUCUUGGAUGCAAUUUCCCCUUACAUACACAUUUAUUUCUUUUACCAAACAAUUUCCCCUAAUAGAAUAUAUAUGUGUGCGUUGUUUUUACUAAUCUAUGCAUUUUAUGCAAACUUUCUCCUAAGAUACACUUUUUUUGCACACCGCUUGUUUGGAGAACUAUAAUACAACUUUCAAUUAAGUGUGAAUACUGAAGAGUAGCUGUGUUUCAGUCUGCCUAUUGAUUCAGAAAAGGCAAAUUAGAUAAGUUUGCAUUAAAAUCCAAACCAAGCCAAGUUCCUCCUCAUCCCUACUCUUAAGUGUCUCUCUGUUGACUGUGUGUCUGUGUGUUAAGGGGGCAUGAUUGUGGGCUUUCUGGUCCUGCACACAGGAAGGGGGGGGCUAGUCCCACCCACUUUUGAAAUGUGGUCCCCAACAGCACCCCAAGGAGUAAUGUGACCUUCUGUCCAAAAGAAGGUUCCCCAAUAUUCAUGCAGAGUUGCCAGCUUUUGAUUUCAUAAAUUCAGGUAGCCUGGCAAAGGCCAGAUGGCAGAUCAAAGUGGGAUACGGGGGCAAGCAGGUUGUGUGUAAAUGUGGUUUUGACUCUUUGGGGAAGACUCCUUACCACUUUCCUGUCUGUUCCACUCUGUAGCCAAUGGUCCCAUCUCUGACAACCUUCAGCAGGCCUUGCUUCCUGUGGUAGAUCAUAAGACUUGCACCAAAUGGGACUGGUGGGGCUCCAUGGUCAAGACCACAAUGGUGUGCGCAGGAGGCGAUGGUGUCGUUUCAGGUUGCAACGUAAGUCUCCCCAAACUCUUCCUUCCUCAUAGAGCCUUCCCCACUUUCUCACUCUGAAGAACGUUGCUUGUGGUUUCAUUAGUUUGCACAUUUUCCUCCAUGAAAACAAAGAGCGGUCCUUGCUUGAAUCCCGACUCAGUCCAAGUGACCCUUGCCAAGCCACUUAGGAAGUUGUGUUAGCAGAUCUUUGCAGCUUAGGUGAAUUAGAUUGGAAUAAUCACUUACCCUUUCUGGAGUUCAAAGGCUUUAUUCAUGCAGGAACUGUUUGUGGAAUGUGUGAAGACGAGACAGAGAAAAUAAGAGACAUAUUGUAUGGAGAGAGCAACAAACAAAAUGGCUCAGCUUUUAGGGGUGGAGUUAACAUAGGCAUAGAAGCUACAAGCUAGUGCUGGCUAGAAUGCUACACAACCAGUUUCCUCUGGUGGUUAAAGUAAAACAUGCAUUAUCUAGAAGUGCAGAAGGAAAUGAAUUUGCUUUUCUCCAGCAUUUAUAAUGUGCUUUAAACGUAUGGUGUAUAUGCAGGGAUGGAGAAACAAGGUGUGUUGGAUUCUUUUUAAGGGGAUUUGGAUAGUGGCAGGGGUGAAUGGGGCCAAAGGACAGAGAGUAUAUAUGGGAGAAAUGUUGGGUGCAAACACCAACCCUGAAAGCCCUACCUACAAGUUGCAUUGCAGGCAGAAAUUCAAAUAGUUUGGGAACUGCUGUAAGGCAGGGAUGGGGAAUCUGUGCCCCUCCAUCACACACUAACACUCCAGAUAUUGUUGAAUUGCCAUCAUCCCCAGCCAGCCUGGCCAAUGUUCAGGGAUGAUGGGGGGUGGGGUUGUGGUCCAGCAACAUCUGGAGAGCCACAUGUUCAGCCUGCAUAAAACAGACACACAGACCUAUGGACCCUGUCAAGCACAAAUGUGAGCUUUGCCAACCCAGGACUCCACUUCCAUUUUGCCCAGCCCUUGGAUCAUAGUAGGGAAACAGAGGUAUAUGCAUCCUGUUUUCUUCUGGCAGGGGGAUUCUGGAGGACCCUUGAACUGCCAAGGCGGCAGCAACUGGGAAGUUCAUGGCAUCGUGAGCUUUGGAUCAGGGUUGGGCUGCAACACCGCUAAGAAGCCGACCGUUUUCACCCGUGUAUCUGCUUAUGUUGGUUGGAUUCGUGAGGUGAGGUUCCCGUCUUUUGCCCAGCAAAGCUGCGAUGGUCUGGAUGGAAGGCUUAAUUCGUACUUGUGCAGCUGACUUUUCUUUUUCUUGAAUGCCAGUCUGGGAAACUUUAACAUCUAGCGUCUGCAUAAUUUCUUGUUCAGAACUCAAAAGACUUCUCAGUGUCCAAAUGCUGAAAUCCAGCAUUUGUGUUUUGUUAGAAACUGAGAAGCAUCUUUUAUCAUUUCAUUGUGAGCAGUUUGGGAGUGGCAUUCCAGCUUUAGGGCACAGUAGAUGGUCCCCAGUCAAAUCAUCAACAUUUUGGCAUAUUCUGGUUUUAUAUUUUUAUUUUUUGGGGGGAGAAAGAUUCAGUCCAACUGAUUAAUUGACACGCUUAACUGGGAGUAACCCCAUUUGAGCUCAGCAGGGCUUGUUUUUCAGUAGACAUAAGUAGGACUGUGCUGUAAAUUCCAAACUUUGCAACUCCCUGCCUAUUGACAUCUGGCAGGUGCCUUCACUGUAUUCUUUUCAGCACCUGCUUAAAACAUUUCUGCUUAGACAAGUCUACCCAGGUAUGAAGAAUGUUGACAUGUCUUUUAAUCUGUUUUCAGUUUAUUGUUGAUUUUAAUUAACCUUUGCAUGUUUUAAAUAGCUUUUUUGGGGGUUGUCCUUACUGGUGAUUACCGUAUAUUGUUUUCUUUUUUGCAAACAGCUUUAAGGCUUAAGGGUAUUUUUUUAAAAAAUAAAUAAACCAAGAGGGUAUUUUAAAAAAUAUUUAAUUAAUUAAUUGAACUUUGGUUCCAUUGAACCCACUGGGAUUUAAGUCAAGUCAUGACUUACCGUAAGUUUUAUUUUCAUCAGGGGCCAAAAUCCCCACACGAAAAUGCAGAAGGGGCAUUUGGUCAGCCGUGGUUUAGGAACAAAGACUGAGUUCAGCAAGCUGUUUGCUUCUGGCCCAUCCUGGCAAUUACUGUAUUCUGAUACCUAAAUUCUAAUGCCCAAAUUCACAUCUAUAUUUUUGGUCUCUUUUUCCUCCUCUAGAAACUGAAUGAGAACUGA
This is a messenger RNA of Podarcis lilfordi (Lilford's wall lizard), 8370 nucleotides long. NCBI's taxonomy places the organism in Eukaryota, Metazoa, Chordata, Lepidosauria, Squamata, Lacertidae. The record is from the annotation of a GenBank genome assembly.